Molecule: messenger RNA, 1082 nt
Organism: Rubroshorea leprosula
Lineage: Eukaryota; Viridiplantae; Streptophyta; Magnoliopsida; Malvales; Dipterocarpaceae
Source: the annotation of a GenBank genome assembly
GAAAGAAGAGAACUGGAAGGGAAAGAAGGAAAUCGGAAAACCGGAUUAGAUGGAAGUGGAAGUGGACGAGAAGAUCCUGAAAGCGGCAGGGGCUGAGUUACUGACGGAUGGACGGCGAGGACUGAGACUCCACGGCUGGGAGAUCGAGUCUCGCAAGCGCUCAAUCCUCAGCUCUUCCUCCCUCCAAGAAUGGGAGGAGAAGCUACAGACGUCUCACCUGCCGGAGAUGAUUUUUGGAGAAAGUUGUUUGGUGCUGAAACACAUCGGUAGUGGCACCAAAAUCCAUUUCAAUGCAUUUGACGCUCUGGCUGGAUGGAAGAAGGAAGGUCUGCCGCCAGUUGAAGUUCCUGCUGCCGCAAAGUGGAAAUUCAGGAGCAAACCUUCCCAGCAGGUGAUACUAGACUAUGACUAUACAUUUACAACGCCAUAUUUUGGAAGUGAAGUGACUGAGAUAGAUCCAGAUAAGCAUGGAAGUGGGGAAGUUUCUGAGAUUAGCUCCGGUCUGCAUUGGGAAGACACUGAGGAGAAGCUUGAUCUUGUUGCAUUGGCACUAAAAGAACCUAUUCUCUUCUAUGAUGAGGUGGUAUUAUAUGAAGAUGAAUUGGCUGACAAUGGAGUGUCACUUCUAAGUGUGAAAGUGAGAGUCAUGCCAAGCUAUUGGUUUCUUCUCCUACAAUUUUGGCUUCGAGUUGAUGGUGUACUUAUGAGAUUAAGGGAUACCCGCAUGCAUUGUGUUUUUGACAAGAAUGCUGACCCUGUCAUUAUCCGAGAAAGAUGUUGGAGAGAAUCCACAUUUCAAGCUUUAUCUGCAAAAGGGUAUCCUACUGAUUCUGCUUCAUAUGCUGAUCCGAGCAUCAUCAGCCAGAGACUACCUGUCAUCAUGCAUAAGACUGAAAAGCUUAGAAUCUCCAGUAAUUUGUAAGGUUCUGAAAUGUUUUUGUGUGACUAAUUCAAAUUAUCUGUAUGUUGUGGUCAUAGAAAAUUUUAAUCUAGUCUGUUGGGUUAUAUUCACCGAUCGAUAACUUUGUUCCAAUUUUUUCUUGUUUAAUUUUUUAUGUAUUCAAUAAAUCAUUCUUGAAAAG